GUGGGGCCGGCCAGCAGAAACAGUGGGCUGCACAACAUCACCUUCAGAUAUGACAACUGUACCACGUACUUGAGCCCAGUGGGGAAGCACGUGAUUGCCGAUGCCCAGAACAUCACCAUCAGCCAGUACGCCUGCCACGACCAGGUGGCCGUCACCAUUCUUUGGUCCCCAGGGGCCCUUGGCAUCGAAUUCCUGAAAGGAUUUCGGGUAAUCCUGGAGGAGCUGAAGUCGGAGGGCAGGCAGUGCCAGCAACUGAUUCUCAAGGACCCGAAGCAGCUCAACAGUAGCUUCAAAAGAACUGGAAUGGAAUCUCAACCUUUCCUGAAUAUGAAGUUUGAGACGGAUUACUUUGUAAAGAUUGUCCCUUUUCCUUCCAUAAAAAAUGAAAGCAAUUAUCACCCUUUCUUUUUCAGAACCCGAGCCUGUGACCUGUUGUUACAGCCGGACAACCUGGCCUGCAAACCCUUCUGGAAGCCUCGGACCCUGAAUAUCACCCAGCACGGUUCGGAUAUGCAGGUGACCUUCAACCACGCGCCACACACCUUUGGCUUCCGUUUCUUCUCUCUUCAUUACAAACUCAAGCACGAGGGACCCUUCAAGCGAAAGACCUGUAAACAGGAGCAAAACACAGAGACAACCAGCUGCCUCCUUCAAAAUGUAUCUCCGGGUGAUUAUAUAAUUGAGCUGGUGGAUGACACUAAUACAACAAGGAAAGUGGUGCAUUAUGCUUUAAAGCCAGUGCAUUCCCCGUGGGCUGGGCCCAUCAGGGCUGUUGCCAUUACUGUGCCGCUGGUCGUCAUAUCGGCAUUCGCAACGCUCUUCACUGUGAUGUGCCGCAAGAAGCAACAAGAAAAUAUAUAUUCACAUUUAGAUGAAGAGAGUUCUGAGUCCUCCACCUACACCACGGCACUCCCAAGAGAGAGGCUGCGGCCUCGGCCGAAGGUCUUCCUCUGCUAUUCUAGUAAAGAUGGCCAGAAUCACAUGAACGUUGUCCAGUGUUUCGCCUACUUCCUCCAGGACUUCUGUGGCUGCGAGGUGGCUCUGGACCUGUGGGAAGACUUCACCCUUUGCCGAGAAGGGCAGAGAGAAUGGGUCAUCCAGAAGAUCCACGAGUCCCAGUUCAUCAUCGUGGUCUGUUCCAAAGGCAUGAAGUACUUCGUGGACAAGAACUACAAGCACAGAGGCGGCGGCCGUGGCUCGGGGAAAGGGGAGCUUUUCCUGGUGGCCGUGGCCGCCAUCGCCGAAAAGCUCCGCCAGGCCAAGCAGAGCUCUUCGGCGGCGCUCAGCAAGUUCAUCGCCGUCUACUUCGACUAUUCCUGCGAGGGAGACGUUCCUGGCGUCCUGGACCUGAGCACCAAGUACAAGCUCAUGGACCACCUGCCCCAGCUCUGCUCCCACCUGCACUCGCGAGACCACGGCCUCCCACGAGCUCAUAACCUCCCGCGAGACCACGGACUCCCGCGAGACCACGGCCUCCCGCGAGACCACGGAUUCCCGCGAGACCAUGGCCUCCCGGAGCUCGGACACGUCAGCAGGAGGAACUACUUCCGGAGCAAGGCGGGCCGGUCCCUGUACGUGGCCAUCUGCAACAUGCACCAGUUCAUCGACGAGGAGCCCGACUGGUUUGAGAAGCAGUUGGUGCCCUCGCAGCCUCCCCCGCUCCGCUGUCAGGAGCCGGUCCUGGAGAAGUUCGACUCGGGCCUGGUGCUGAAUGACGUCAUGUGCAAACUGGGGCCCGAAAGUGACCUCAAGGCUGAGGUACCGGCCCCCGGGUCACCAGAGGGGCAGCAGCUGGGCCCCGACGAGGCUGGGGAGGCCGUGGGCGCCCCGGUCCUGCAGCCCCUGCUGCGCGCCGGGAAGGACGUGGGCGCCUCGGGCAUGCCGCGGGACUCGGGCAUCUACGACUCCUCCGUACCCUCCUCCGAGCUGUCUCUGCCCCUCAUGGAAGGGCUCUCGGCGGACCAAACGGAAACGUCCUCGCUGACCGAGAGCGUGUCGUCCUCCUCGGGCCUGGGUGAGGAGGACCCUCCUGCCCUUCCGUCCAAACUCCUCGCCUCGGGGGUGUAUAAAGCAGAACCUGGUUGCUGCAGCUACACUGGUGAACUCCACGCAGUCGCCCCUUUGUAACAAAGCGGAGGAGUCGAAGCAUUGCCACUUUAGCUGCCGCCGCUCUCUGGUUCCCCAGCUCCUCUCUCUGGUUGUAGCCACUGGGAGCUGAGGAUGGUUGGGGUGGAAUUCGUGCCAGUACUUGUUCUGCUUGCCCUUCUCCUCUAACAGAUACCUUGGCAAAGUCUCCAAUUUUCUAAAACCACAUGGAGCUCGGAAAGGCAUGUCCAUAAGAUUUGACAACAGCUGGCCAUGGUAGGUCAGACCUUGGGUUAGAGCCAGUCCUGGGAGGUAGAGAGGAAACAUAUAAAAAGAAACAGGAAAAUACCUGCACUGAUCGUUCAGAGUUAAUUUAUCUCUGCAGACUUCGCCUAUUCAUUGUUGGCUACUCUGAUUUGAAAUGCUUUGUAGAAAAAGCACUUUUAAUACCUUCACAAACACAGAAAUCAAGUGUCAGUCUCUCUGGAACCCAUGUCAUUAGAGAUGAUACUCCUGUCCACUUUAGGUGUGGAACUUGUGAUGCCGUGGUUGUUUAAAAGGUCAAGAAGGUGACUGAAUAUAUAAUCACCUUUUAUAAAAUGAGUCUUCAUGUAUUUGUGGGUGGCAUGGCCGGCUGAGGUGGGAGCUGUAGGGCCAGGAUGACUGUCUUUUGUCUGAGACGGGCUGGUCAACAUGCAAAGGCACCAGAGCUCAGCUCCCAGGACCACUUCUGGGUCCGAGUAGCAUCAUGCAAGGGCCUGAUCUGCCUGCCAAGCUUGCCUGGGCUACAUUUACUGCGCUGUAUCUCAGAUGGUGGUGCCUGGAAUUUUAUUUUUGAGAGACCGAUGCACAACUGGACUCUAGUACUGGAAGUUGAGGUUCAUGUGUCAUUUGGCUUCUGUUCUAAAAAACUGUCCAGAAUAUUUGGGGUCAGAAUCCACUGAAAUACAGCAGUGUGUGGAGGUGGUGGCCAGUUAAUCUGCUGAACUGGUUUUGACUAAUGACAAACCUCUUUUUAAGAAGGUGAAAAGGAGGGGACUGUUCCAAAGAUGAAUGUGCUCUUCAAAUAUUGUCUAAAGAAGACAUGGGACCUGAAACCAUGAAGUUCUUGAAUCUGAAAGUAUUCUCCCCACAGCCCACCCUGUGACUCAUGUUUCAUUUUGUGUUUCUUUUGUACUCACCCAAUGAAAGAUUUAUCUCUCGUGCUCCUUCCUACCGAAAACAGCUAUUUGUAGCUUAGAAGGAAAUAAUUUUCUAUAAAAAGAAAAAGAAAAUGUUCUGUUUUUGUGAAUGACUUCCCCAUAGAAUUUCUGUUUCCAAAGGGAAAAUAGUUCCCUUCUCCUCCCUGUGCCCUGCGGAGUGUGAGCAUCCUUUACCACCCUUUUCAUAGAUGCUGUUGGAUUUGGCACCCUGUUUCCUUAGCGUUUUCACCAGGGACCAUGUUUUUGACUCCAGCAAAAAAGGACUGAUAUUAAAGGGACGCUGAGAAACCUCCCGAGGAGGGGUGGGAGGGGGGAUGGGGCAGGACUUCUCUUUCCCAGCACAUGCUUGGCAGGUGGGGAAGGGAGAGUACAUGCUCCUGGAAAGAAGAGGUUUGUGUAUAUUUUUGAUGCAAAUGCCACAUUUCCUGCUCUGUAAAGGCAGCUGGCAGCUUCUUGGGAGAAGAACGUGAUUGUCUGUUCUCUGGCAUCGAGUUUCCUGCAGCUGCUCUGAGGGAGAGACAAGUGAGCAGUAGAACUGCCUCCCCCAUAAAACCAGGCUUGUUGUUGGAGAAGAGACGUUCCAUGUUUGUCACCGUGAAAUAGAGGACGAGCACAGAGCUCCUGCCCACGUGUGACCAUCUUGCCAUCCCAUCCGCGGCAUGCCUGUGAAGGACUUGCCAGCAUAAGAAAAUUCACUUUGGAACAGUAUGAGAGAGCUUUCUAUUGAGACCAAAUGGUGUAUGCUCCGAAGGAACUAUUAAGGGUCACUUUUGGGAUAGAUAUUCAGCUUUGUUUGUGAAAUGAGGCAUCUGUGAGAAAGUGGCUCCAGUGACAGCAUGGAGGAUGGGGUCAGGGGAGCAUCCCGAAUGUGGGCAUAGAGCUUGCUAAGUGAACUCACUUAUGAAAAUGGAAGGGAAAAAGGUGCUAGUCCAAAUAUCAGGUAAUGUUUUAGUUUAGAUUUAAGGUUUGGGCACUUAUUGUGAAACACUAAUAUUUGUGAUCAACAAUAUCAAACUGUUGUACACUGGGAAUGUCCAACUCAGAAAAAGCUGAGAAGUCCAACUUCCUUGUUUUGCCUUAUUAGUCAC
This is a messenger RNA of Myotis davidii, 4375 nucleotides long. RefSeq names its product interleukin 17 receptor D (gene IL17RD). Bases 304 to 2127 code for a protein of 607 amino acids. NCBI's taxonomy places the organism in Eukaryota, Metazoa, Chordata, Mammalia, Chiroptera, Vespertilionidae. Gene Ontology annotation, molecular function: interleukin-17 receptor activity. The record is from RefSeq and is a predicted model, not a curated record. The transcript is spliced from 12 exons.